UGUGUCAUAAUUAAUCGGAACAUGGCGGCUUACAUACUUGAAGAACUCUAUUUCCAUAUACUCCCUGGAUCUACUUUCUCCAUCUCUCUUUCUCUCUCCCUCCCUCCUUGUCUAACCCCGUCAAGGAGAGGAGAGACACAUCUGUCAAAACUCUCCUCCUCUUUUUAAAGCAGACAGUGUAGCACUCAUCGUCGACAAAAGUAGAGUUGGAAUGGAGUUCGGAGUCUCCGCUGGAAAAGGCCUCCGCUCGUGAGAUAGGCUUCCAGCCUGUAUGUGCCGGCCCUACCAAGUGGGGUUUGAAUUUCCAGCGCUUCCACGAACGGCUGCGUCGGCGUGGGUGCUGCUGGGCAAAAGCCGCACGAAGGAAUUCCACUGGAUUCAGCUAUGCGAGAGGAGAAUUAAGCGUUACAUCACUCGCGCGCCUGUCGCCCGCUGUCAGCGGGCCAUCCAGCGACAACAAGCGGCUUCACCUCUUCACCCGUCUAACUCACCUGUCAUGGAAAACAAGAGUAGCAACAAUUUCAUUAGUUACGUGGGACUGGAGGAGCACGAGCUGCAGACCUUCAGCUCCAGUCGACGUAAUUCACUGAUUGAAAAUAGCAUCAAAUUAUUGCCGGGAGAGGUUCUUAUCGCCGAGGCGCAAAGUGUCCUUAUGUUCUCGCCCGUCAGCGACCUGAAACAAGGCAUAUCUGGCGUGCUGUCGGUGACCAAUUUCAAGCUUACCUUCGUCACCAGCGGUGACUCAAAUGGAGAGAACGUUACUCGCCAACAAAAUCACUUGUAUGGAUAUACGGAUACGUGUUUGACCAAUAUCGAUGAGAUUUGUGUUACGGUGGGCGACAAGAAGAGAAAGCUACUUCCCGGCAGUACGGUACCGUCGAAAGUGAAAGGGAUAUUUAUUAUUUGCAAGAAUCUAAGGACGUGGUCGUUUUCUUUCAAAUUCUCACCCCUCGGCCACGGUAAGAAUCUUCUGACCGCGCUGCUACAUCACGCUUUUCCCAGCAGACACCAACUGUUAUUUGCCUACGAUUACAAAGAGGCUUAUUACAGUAGUCUCGACAAGAAUGUGCAACUAUUCCGAGAAAUUUCAGACUGGCAAAACGAGUUGAAAAGAACUUUGUGUAGCGACGAGAUAAGAAAAGGUUGGAGGUUGUCCAUGGUUAACGCCAAAUUUCAGCUUUGUCCCAGCUUAUCGCAAUACGUAGUGGUACCUGCGUCUGUGACCGACAAUCAGUUGACAGAUGCAGCCAGACAUUUUCAAGGUAAUAGACCACCGGUAUGGUCCUGGACAAAUGCGCACGGUGCGGCCUUAGUAAAAAUGUCUGAAUUAUUACCAACGAUUACAGAGAGGAUGCAGGAGAAUAUUAUGUUUGAAAAUGUUCGUAAAAGUCAUCCUCAAAAGAUACCUCCGGUUGUUAUCGAAUUGAAUAAAGAAAUUAAUGUAAAGUUAAUAGCGGCAAGUUUUACUAAAUUCAUUAGCUUAUGCACACCAGAAAACAUCAGACAAUUCUGGAUUCAAGAUAAUAAUUUUUAUUCGCUGUUAGAAAAUACGAAAUGGCUUAAAUACAUAUCGUAUUGCCUACAAAAGACAGUUGAAGUCUGCGACCGUCUUAAUUUAGGAAUUUCCGUCAUCUUACAAGGUGCCGCCAGAGACUUGUGCUGCGUUAUAUCGAGUUUAGCGCAAUUGUCGCUGGAUCAUCACUUUCGUACUAUAGCAGGUUUUCAAUCGUUGUUGCAAAAAGAAUGGGUCGCUGGUGGCCAUCCGUUUUGCGAUAGAUUAGGCCACAUCGUGAAAACCAAUUCGGAAAAGUCUCCAUUGUUUCUCUUGUACCUCGACUGCGUUUGGCAAUUGUGUCACCAAUAUCCAACGGAAUUUGAAUUCACGGAAACGUAUCUGACCACGCUGUGGGACGCUGCACACGUUUCCAUUUUCGACACCUUCAUUUUCAACUGCGAGAGAGAUCGGGCGGUGGCAGCUAUGGAUCCCAACACGCCUCUCGUGCUUCGUAGCGUAUGGGACUGGCGGGAGCAGUUCAACGAUCAGGAUAUCCUGCUGUUUUACAACCCUUUAUUCGUUCCCCGUAGCGCCGACAAGACGGAGAACGGGACGACAAUUGUAAGACCUUUGUACGCGGUUUCUAGUCUCGAGCUUUGGACGCAGUGCUACUUCCGUUGGAUACCGACACUCGAGAUUCGUAACGGCGGCCAGAGGCACGUCGAGCUUUACAUUAGGUUACUACAAAACGACGUAAAUCAGCUUGGAAUAAACGAGAAUCGCGUCUCGCCGGUGGACAAGGUCGGUACCUGCUCUCUUCACACAAAUAUCGACAGCUUUUAUCCCUUCAGUAACAACAGAUCGGGGAACACCGUCAGCGCGCCGAUUAUGAACAGCUCGAUCCUCUAUAGCGAGAGCUUGUUAGACGCGCAAUCAUUGAUAACCGCGAACGAUUGACAGGAUGUUACUUUUACGGCAUUCAAAACGCGUACCUGAUUACACAGCCCUUUCCUUCUAGCGUGAAGCAACGUGUAAAACUCUUUCUAAAAGAGUUGUCGAAACUUUUGUAAAGGAAAGGGCAAUUUCCAGGGACAGGUAUACACAUAUGGGCCAAUCUCGCCGUCUCCGAUUAACUUGAUCCUCCGAUCAAACUCACUCUUCAUCUUUUUCUAACUUCCCUCUUAGAAAGAAACGAAGAGUGAGUUUAAUCGGAGGAUCAAGUUAAUCGGAGACGGUGAAAUCGGCCCAUAGUAUCCGACUCAUCAGUGGCAUUUUCUAGCGCUCGAUGUAAACUGAUAUAAAUUUAUAUCAGGGAAUAGCUUUAAAAUACGUGCCCGCGCGAGAAAUUCAUCGCGUUAUUGAGAGCAGCUCGAGUUCUAUUCCGUGUAGAACGAUAGAAAUAUUUAUAUAUCUUGACAACGAGUUUUAUAAACGCUCGUAAUAGCGAACCGCGCAGCGAGGACGGAGUAAUUUUAAGAUAGGGUUAAAGAAGACAUGUACAUAAAUCUCAGUGCGAGCGAAAACGAGGAGGUGGGUGUCUUUCACUCUUCGGCGACACCCUUACUGUUACAAAUCGAUAAAUAAAGUUUAUAAUUGAA
This is a messenger RNA of Temnothorax curvispinosus, 3093 nucleotides long. Its product is annotated as myotubularin-related protein 10-B. The record is from RefSeq and is a predicted model, not a curated record. The coding region runs from base 272 to 2452 and encodes 726 amino acids. Lineage: Eukaryota; Metazoa; Arthropoda; Insecta; Hymenoptera; Formicidae. The transcript has 10 exons.